This is a messenger RNA of Thelazia callipaeda (thelaziosis nematode), 2067 nucleotides long. NCBI's taxonomy places the organism in Eukaryota, Metazoa, Nematoda, Chromadorea, Rhabditida, Thelaziidae. The record is from the annotation of a GenBank genome assembly.
AUGGCUUUCAAAAACAAACCAGAAUAUAAAAUAGUAGUCGAUACGCACAAUUUAAUGAAGUUGGCGGGUUUUGACUUUCCACGUGUUACUGAAGCAGAUGCAAUGUUCAUUGCCGAAAGUGCCCCAGAAUGGGCAGAUGGAGAAGAAUGUUUCAGGUGCCGAACAGCUUUCGGAAUUAUUACGCGAAAACAUCAUUGUCGUGCUUGUGGGCAAAUUUUUUGCGAUAAAUGCAGUAGCAAGCAAAGCUUCUUACCUCAGUAUGGCAUAGAAAAGCAGGUACGAGUUUGCGAUGGAUGUUAUGACAAAGUAACAAGAAAAGUUGAUGUAGUUGGCUCAUCUAGUUCGGUAUUAUCAUCGUUUAGAAAUAACAAAUCUUUUGCUGUUGAUGCACAAAAGAUAGCUGAGCAACAAGCUCGUGAAUUGAAACAAACAGAAGAAGAGCAAAUGAAUUUAGCUAUUGCACUGAGUCAGUCAGAAGCUGAAGCACAGGAGCGUGACAGGCAGCGUCGUCUGUAUGACUUGUACAAUGGUGCAGACAUUCUAAAAUGUAUUAAAACUGAUGGUCCCUUCAAUGAAGAACCUAGUAAAUCAGCAUGCAAAGGAGGUGAUCCAUCCUUGAGUAUGUCUUCUGUCGAUCCGGAAUUGGCGAGGUAUUUAAACAGAGAUUACUGGCAAAACAGAAAAAAUGAGCAGCAUACGGCAUCAUCUGUAAUUGUUGAUCACCAAAAAAUGCCAACACCGACGGCGCCACCACCAAGUGAAUCAUCGCGUUGUGCGCUGUAUCAAGAUCGAGAUGGAGCUUCUUCUAUAAUUUCACCUUCUUUUACUACUACCGCAAAACAUCCCGAUUGCGAUGCAACUCCAGCAUCUCAGUUUAUCACGGCCGAAGAAGAAGAAACAGCAGAAACUAUGGAAUUUUGCAGACAGUUAGCAGAGCAGGUUACUGUAAUGGAUAAUCGAAUUCGAUCAAAUCUCGCUAGAAAUCGUUCUGUUGUCAACGAUACAGCAAUACAGUCACUUUUCAUCCGGCUAACUGAGAUGCAUGCUCAAGUAAUGACACGCAUAAAUAAGCUAGAGGAUCAGAGAAACCAUUUUGAAUCUCUUCAAGACAAUUUAGCUCAUAUCCAGGAAGCUAGACAAGCUAUGGAUUCUUUAAGAGAGGAUCAUGAACGGCGAAGACAAGCAAAAAUUAUGGAAGAACAACGCUUGAAGCAAAUUCAAAUGCAGCAGAAGGUGGAUUUAAUGAGACAAAAAAAGCAUGAAAUGAUAUUGCAUCAACGCGAAAUGGCGUUGUUACGCUUUCAGCAACAAGAACAUGAACUGCAAUUGAAGCGCAUGCAGUCGAUGAGGCAGAAUAGCCAGAUUAAUCUUCCUGUACAGCCCUCAAACGUAUCUUAUAACCAGAUAGAGGCGGAACCUGGCCAACAUUACGUCAUAGAUAUGUUUUUUUCCAUUGAACUUAAGUUUCAUGGAUUUAUUGUUGAGAAACGAAAUCAAACUGUAAUGAAAAGUUAUCCGUCUAAUGUGUAUGUAGAUCAGGGUCAUGCAGCUUUCAGUAUACCAGUUAGCACUGUAACGCAGGAUUAUACAAAUGAAACGCAAACGCUGCGCGAAGCUAUGGUAGUAAAAGAUGAUCUAAAUAUGACAAGUUACGCACAUAUGUCAUCUUAUGGUGAUCAGGUGGUAUUGAAUAGUAAUUUGCACCAGCAGGAAUUUCUUAAACAAGAUGCGCUGCCAACAAAUUACCAGUUAAGCGUUUCACAGUCUUCUUUACAGCCACCCGGAACUCAUAAUGUUUCUCCUAUACAAUCAACCGUUCCUUUGGCUUACUCCGUACAUCUGUCGCCAGUGAAUCAUCAUUCUUUCAAUCAUUCCGUAGGACAACAACAGGUUCCAUUCACAUCAAACGUUGAUCUACCAAAAGUUCCCGAUCAGCAUGUCUCGACUUUUAUUCAGACAAAUGUGCCACCAGUUCUACCACUACCUACGGCACAGCACAUCACGCAGUUAAUGCCAGCGUAUCCGUCAUACCUCUCUUCGAACCUCACAUAUUCCUUUAAAUUAUGA